AUGGCCGCAGAACAGGCAGGACAAGCGACUCCCCAGGGCAGCCGUACCCGCGCGUCCUCGAUCGACAAAAGCACCAUCCGUGGUACAGAUGAGAACAUCAGCAAGAAGUCGAAAGAGGCAGAGGGUGACAAGGACUACGAGAAGCGCGAAAAGGACGAGAGCACGGCGAAGGAGGUCUCGAGCAGUGAACAGCCCGAGGACGGUGGUUUCCCUGAUGGCGGUCUUCGUGCGUGGUUGGUGGCUCUCGGGGUCGGUUGUGGUAUUGCUGCCACAUUCGGUUUCGUGAACGCCUGGGGUGUCUUCCAAGCGUAUUAUGAGGAGACUAUGCUCCCUACCACACCUCCGUCAACCAUUGCAUGGAUAGGUUCCACACAGUAUGCAUUGGUGUUUAUCCCCGGUCUUCUGUGCGGACGUUUGUUCGACAUGGGUUACUUCAAGGGGCCCUUGGUGUGUGCAUCCGCCCUGCUCGUCGCCGCCACCUUCCUGGUUGCGGAGUGCACGGAGUUCUGGCAGCUCAUGCUCUGCCAAGGGCUUGCAGUUGGCUUUGCGUGCGGAGCAAUCUUUGGGCCUCAGUUGGGCAUCCUCCCACAUUGGUUCAAGCGUAAGCUAGGCCUCGCGUAUGGUCUUACCGCGACCGGCUCGAGCGUGGGUGGAGCAUUGUUUCCAAUAGCUACGCGCAAUCUCAUUGAACAAGUGGGAUUUAAGUGGACGAUGCGCAUUCUGGGCUUUAUCCUGCUCUUCCUCCUGAGUAUCUGCAUUCUGACGACAGAACGACGACUGCCACCAAAGAAGGAAAGCGGUCCGUUCCUGAGCUUCCAGGCGUUCAAGAAGCCCGCAUAUACCUUGUACUCUGCCGCCGCUUUCGUCAACUUCCUCGGGCUCUACACCGUCCUCACGUACAUCGACAUCAGCGCACAGGGCACUAGCGUACCGGAGAACCUGUCAUUCUACUUGCUGCCGAUCGCGAACGCCGGCUCGCUCGUCGGGCGUGUUGCGGCUGGCCUCCUCGCGGAUAAGUACGGCCCGCUGAAUGUCAUUACACCCGCAAACGUCGUUGCAGGAAUCAUGACAUACGCAUGGCCAUUCGCGGGCGGCACCGCAGGCUACAUUGUCAUCGCCAUCCUCUACGGUAUGGCAUCAGGAAUAUUCGCGUCGCUGGUCGCCAAGCCCAUAGUCAGUAUGGGUGAGAUCAAGGACGUCGGCGCACGCGUCGGUAUGGCGUUCACGCUCCUGGCGCUCGGUGCGCUCGCGGGCCCGCCGAUCUCUGGUGCGAUUCAGACUGCGACAGGCAGUUAUAAGGCUGUCGGGUACUAUGCCGGGACCACGAUCGAGGUCGCCGUGAUCCUCCUUAUGCUCUCAAGAUAUUAUGUUCUCGGAGGCAAGCUCUGGGGAAAAUGCUGA
Molecule: messenger RNA, 1401 nt
Organism: Rhodofomes roseus
Lineage: Eukaryota; Fungi; Basidiomycota; Agaricomycetes; Polyporales; Fomitopsidaceae
Product: MFS general substrate transporter
Exons: 10
Coding region: 1-1401 (466 amino acids)
Biological process (GO): transmembrane transport
Cellular component (GO): fungal-type vacuole membrane
Molecular function (GO): transmembrane transporter activity
Source: RefSeq, a predicted model, not a curated record